CGAAUGGUAUGCAUAGGGUUAUUAGUGUGCUGUGCUAAUGGUUGGUUAAUGAUCAUCAAACAUUUACAUUUUUCCUCUGUCUUAAAGAAUAUAAUGCAUUUCAUGUUUUCAUUUUGCAAUAUGAAUUCAUUCACAGCCGUUAGGGAGGAUGAGUACUUCCUGGCAGGAAAGAUGGUCGCGGUCUCAAUAGUACAUGGAGGUCCAGGACCCCAUUUCCUGUCAGAGGGUCUUGUUCAGUAUCUUGCGGGCCAGCCCUCAUUCAAACCAUCAGUUAAUUUAAUAACUGAUGAUGAGAUAGGGAAAGCUUUACGAGAGGUGAGAAUAGCAUAAGUCUACUAUGUGGAAGGACAGAGUUUAACAUUGUUCUUGCACUGUUUUAAGACCAUGUUUACUUCCGUUACAGGAUAAGCAUACAGAAUGUAUUGUAGUAUAUGUAAUGUAGUUUUUGAUAGGGUAAGGUAAGGGUUACAGCAUGCUGUUUCUGUCACUGAAUAAAAAUGGGAAAAGAUAGUAUAUCCAGUUAUCUACUGUGGUGGUUAUGCCUCUUUAUGUCUUUCAGAUUGAGAAUGCUGCGUCAUUGGAUGAUCUGCGAGACGGUAUUUUAAGACACAGCACAAUGUUGCAGACAGCUGGCUGUCUUAGACAUGUGGCUGCUGUCGAACAAAAAAAAGAGAUUGUGGUAGACUACCUCCAUUGGCACGUCAUUGACCGCAACUCCUCUGUAAUUGACAGAUUCAAAGAUGGUCUGUCAGCCCUUGAGUUUCUUGGUGCACUGAAGCAACACCCUGCUUUGCUGACCCCUGUCCUGUGCCACGUCGACAAGAAACUCACUGGCUUAGACCUUGAGAGGGUCUUCAAACCUGAUCUCAGUCCUUCAGGAAGUAACAGAAGACUGAAAGAAAACCAAACAUUGGCCUACUGGGCAGACUAUCUUCUGGAUUGUGAAGAAGGAGAGGCUGCUGUGUCUGUGGAGGACGUGUUGAUGUUUUCAACUGGACUGAGAUCCCUUCCCCCAGCUGGCUUAGACCCACUUCCACAAUUAGAGUUCCUAGAUAACUCGCCAUUUCCAAUGGCAAACACUUGUGGAAAUGUCUUAAAACUACCACUCCUAGAUUCUUACGGAGUGUUUAAGACACAAAUGGACUUUGGAAUGCAAAAUAGUCCAGGAUUUGGCUGUUUUUGACUUCACAACCUAACCCUAGAUCCCUGAGACUAGUUUAAUGUUUUUUUUUUUCAGUUAACAUGAAAAAUAAUGGAUCUUAAACGAUUAGCAUUCUUAUUUGUUUAAUUGCCACUUUGGAAAAUUGAAACUGGGUGUCAAAUUCAGACACUUUGUGUACAUUUACAAUAAACCUGCAAUCAAUUCAGAGCUGAGCAAUUUAUUUUAGUCUAAGAUACAGUUCAGUUGAAGACUGCCAGUGAUCUGGCUUCUGUAAAUUAUUUUGCUCCAUGGCUAAGUCCAAGUACUCCUGCAUGUUUGGGUCCCCACAUGGAGCUCUUGUCAGCUGAGCCUCAGGAAAGGCAUCCAGUUCAGUUUCUUCAAUUUUAAAUCCACAGUCUCUGGAGCCAAACCUGUGUUAAACAGAAUAUUACAUUUAUUAAAUGUUUAG
Molecule: messenger RNA, 1610 nt
Organism: Gadus chalcogrammus (walleye pollock)
Lineage: Eukaryota; Metazoa; Chordata; Actinopteri; Gadiformes; Gadidae
Product: G2/M phase-specific E3 ubiquitin-protein ligase-like
Exons: 3
Coding region: 539-1183 (214 amino acids)
Cellular component (GO): nucleus
Molecular function (GO): ubiquitin-protein transferase activity
Source: RefSeq, a predicted model, not a curated record